This is a messenger RNA of Angiostrongylus costaricensis, 528 nucleotides long. Lineage: Eukaryota; Metazoa; Nematoda; Chromadorea; Rhabditida; Metastrongylidae. The record is from the annotation of a GenBank genome assembly.
AUGGCUGCCGGUGCUAUCCUGAAAACGACUGGAAUCGUCACAACCAUUGGCGUUGCCGUUUUCAUUGGAACAGGGUUGUACUACAUGUUAACUGGUCAGGGUAACAGAUUUGACAUAGCGUGGUUCUUGACCAGCACAUCACCUCAUAUGUGGGCCGGCCUAGGCAUUGCGUUCUCGUUGUCAUUCUCGGUACUUGGAGCUGGAUGGGGAAUCUUCACUACGGGCUCCUCAAUUCUCGGCGGCGGUGUGAAAGCCCCUAGAAUUCGAACGAAGAACCUUGUUUCCAUUAUUUUCUGUGAAGCAGUGGCUAUUUUCGGGAUCAUUAUGGCUUUCGUUUUUGUCGGAAAGAUGGCGGAAUUUAAACGUGAGGAGUUAGAUCUCUCGAAGCCUGACCAAAUAGCCAUAUUGGCUCGUAACUUAGCUGCUGGUUACAUGAUUUUUGGUGGCGGUCUUACUGUUGGCUUCAGCAACCUUGUUUGUGGAUUGGCUGUCGGUAGGUGCAUUGUAUCCGCAUUUUUACUGUAUUGA